This is a messenger RNA of Closterium sp. NIES-65, 3555 nucleotides long. NCBI's taxonomy places the organism in Eukaryota, Viridiplantae, Streptophyta, Zygnematophyceae, Desmidiales, Closteriaceae. The record is from the annotation of a GenBank genome assembly.
AUGCUCGAGGCGAACGGCGUGUCGAAGGUGAAGCUGUUCGACGCGGAUCCGAACGCGCUGACGGCGCUGGCGAACUCGGACGUGGAGGUGAUGGUGAUGGUGCGCAACGAGUUCCUCGAGGGCAUGGCCAUCAAGCAGGAGAACGCCGACAACUGGGUCUACAACAAUUUGCUCGACAUCCUCCCCACCGGCGUCAAGAUCACAUCUGUGUCGGUGGGCAACGAGCCGUUCCUCAAGUCGCGGCACGACUUUGACAAGUUCUUGGCGCCAGCCGUGGCAAACAUGUACCGGGCGCUCCAGAAAGUGGAGCUGGACCAGCGCAUCAAGAUCACCGUCUCCUUCAACACGGACAUCAUCAAACCCGAGGACGACCCCGCCCUGGGCGAGUUCCAGGACGUGUGGGUGGAGCAGAUUAAAGCCAUUGCUAAGGUUAUCAACGAGACGGGAUCGUUCUUUUCUGUGAACAUCUACCCGUUUUUUUCGUACAAGGACACGCCGCAGAUCGACAAGAAUUUCAUCUGGUUCGAUAACCCCGGGCAGGGGUGCGUGGGGUUUGGCAACAAGACCAAGACGCAGUACUGUAACAUCAUGGACGCGUCGCUCGAUGGCGUGAUCUACGCGCUGGAACGAAUCGGUUACCCCAAUAUGGAGGUGGUAAUCGGGGAGGCAGGCUGGCCGAGCGAUGGCCAUCCCAAUGCCACACUAGCACUCGCCCAAUCCUACAACAAUGGGCUCCUGCGCCACAUGCUCUCCGGCAAGGGCACGCCGCACCGCCCGAACCGCCUCUUCACCUUCUACGUCUUCGACCUCUUCGACCAGGACGCCAAGAGCACCGCUCCCGGCCCCUUCGAGCGCCGCUGGGGCGUUUAUGACGACUACGGCCGCGCGAAAUACCCGCUGGAUCUGUCCGGGGGGAAAGGUUGGAAGCUCGCUCCGAUCCCGAAUGUUGUGCGGCUGCGCAAUCGCUGGUGCCUGGCGAACCAGGCGCUGUACUCGGAGAAGGGCGCGAGUGCCCCGGUGGUGGACGCGCAGUUCUCGUCGAAGAUCUCCACGGCUUGCGAGAAGAGCGACGCGGGGGAUUUCGCGGAUAAGGCGGACUGCACGCCGCUGAUGAUGCGGCUGUCCACUCCCGGGCUGCAGUGCGCUGCUAAAGGCGCCAGCCAGACUCUGCUAGCCAACGCCUCGUAUGUGCUGAACGCGGUGUAUCAACUGUCAGGGCAGCAGGAGGCUGUGUGCACGGAUGAGGGGUUGGGAGUGGUUGUGACUGACCAGGACCCGUCGACGGGUAGUACUGGGGGGAAUGACAAUUGUACGUAUGAGCUGGGACUGGAUGUGGACGCGAUGAAGGCGUAUACCCAGCCCAGACGGCAUGUCGAGUUUGAAGAGAACGCAGCGAGCAUCCUCUGGCAGCUCAGGGUCGCCAUCCCCGGGGUUCAUGUUGAAGGUCAUCCCCAAGAGGUCCAUCUGAGCCGUGGUCACCACCACUCGCAUCCGUCGAAGAAGAAGGAGCAGGUGGAGGGCGAGGGGAUGCAGGCGGCGGGGUCGCUUGGGGUGGAUGGGGAUGGGGAUGAUGGGGAAGGGGAAGAAGGGGUGGAUGGGGAUGGAGUGGAGGGGGAAGGCGCGGAGGGGGAAGGGGUGGAAGGAGAGGAAGGGGAAGGGGAGGAAGGGGAAGGGGAGGAAGGGGAAGAGGAGGAAGGGGAAGGGGCUGAGGGGGAGUCGGAGGGCGAAGGGGAAGAGGGUGGGGGGGACGGUGAGGAGGAGGGAGGGGAUGGGAAGGGGGAGAUAGGUGGCGAGGAGGACGGGGAGGGGGAUGAACUGGGGGGAAGGAUGGGGGGGAGGAUGGGCGGAGGGGCGGAUUGGGAAGGGGGUUCUGCGAUUGGUGGUGAGAGGGGUGAGGGGGUUAAGGAGGGGGAGGGGGGUGAGGGGAGUGAGGGGGGUAGGUUAGGGGCGGAAGGGGCAGGGGCACUGGGGGAGGCAGAUGGGCCUAGAGUGGUGCCAGGUGGUGGGGGGGACGCGGGGAGGGUAGGGGGAGAAGGGGGGAAAUCGGAAGGGGAAGAGGGGGAAUCGGACGGGGAAAGGGAGGGGGAAGGGGAAGAAGAUGGUGGGGGUUGGGGGAUUUCGGGGGCUUCUGGGGAGAGUGCAUUUGGGGGAGAAGAGGGGGAGGAUGGAGAGGUGGUAGAAGGGGGUGCAGACGGGGAAGAGGGGGAAGAUGGGGAAGAGGGGGACGAGGGAGAAGAGGGAGAAGAGGGAGAAGAGGGGGAAGAGGGGGAGGAGGGAGAAGGGAGAGAAGAUGGGGGAGAGGAGGAAGAAGGGGCAGAGGGCGAGGAGGGAGUAGGGUUUGUUGUGCCAGGAGAUGGUGGUGGUCCGGACGAGGGGGGAGAAGCAGGAGAUGGGGAGACGGGAGAUGAGGGGGAGGCUCCAGGAGGGAGGAGUGGGGAGGAGGGGGAGGAAGGGGAGGGGGGAGAGGAGGGAGAUAGGGAGGGUGGAGGAGCAAUGGAGGGGUUAGAAGCGGCGGGAGGUGAAGGGGGCGCUGGGGAUAGAGGUGGGCCAAGGGACGGCGGAGGGGCGAUGGGAGAAGGAGGAAUGACACCCGGGGGUGAAGUUUCUCCUGAGGGGGGAGCGGUUGAGAUCCCGCCAGGGGGGGGAGGAGGUGACAUUCCGCCAGGGGGGAAAGGGGGUGACACCCAGCCAGGGGGAGGAGGGGCAGUUGGGGGAGAGGCGGCGCUGCUGCCGGGGCGAGGAGGGGAGGAUGAUGGUGGGGGGCGCGGACUGUUGGUAGCGGGGGACGGGGGGGAGUUGACAAGUGGCGGGGGAGGGGUGGUGGUGGAAUUCGGGAAGGAAGGAUCACUAGAGGAUGGUGGGGGGCGCGGACUGUUGGUCGUGGGGGACGGGGGAGAGUUGGCAGACGGUGGGGGAGGUGUGGUGGUGGUGUUUGGGGAUGGAGGGGCGUUGGUGGAUGGUGGGGUAGGAAGAGUGGAUGUGGGAGGAGCAGGAGGAGCAGGAGGAGCAGGAGGAGGAGAAGGAGCGGGAGGAGGGAGUGAGUCGACAAUGUCGCUGAAACCAGUCGUGCCUGAUGGGACACAGGAAAGAAAGAAGAAGAAGAAGAAGAAGAAGAAGAAGAAGAAGAAGAAGAAGAAGAAGAAGAAGAAGAAGAAGAAGAAGAAGAAGAAGAAGAAGAAGAAGAAGAAGAAGAAGAAGAAGAAGAAGAAGAAGAAGAAGAAGGAGGAGGAGGAGGAGGAGGAGGAGGAGGAGGAGGAGGAGGAGGAGGAGGAGGAGGAGGAGGAGGAGGAGGAGGAGGAGGAGGAGGAGGAGGAGGAGGAGGAGGAGGAGGAGGAGGAGGAGGAGGAGGAGGAGGAGGAGGAGGAGGAGGAGGAGGAGGAGGAGGAGGAGGAGGAGGAGGAGGAGGAGGAGGAGGAGGAGAAGAAGAAGAAGAAGAAGAAGAAGAAGAAGAAGAAGAAGAAGAAGAAGAAGAAAAAAAGGACAUCAUGUGGCAUGAGUUGUCUUCUUACAUACUUCCAAUGCAAGCAAACCUCUGAACCACUUCCCCAGAUUUGA